Molecule: messenger RNA, 1652 nt
Organism: Chiroxiphia lanceolata (lance-tailed manakin)
Lineage: Eukaryota; Metazoa; Chordata; Aves; Passeriformes; Pipridae
Gene: TUBB
Product: tubulin beta class I
Exons: 4
Coding region: 159-1493 (444 amino acids)
Biological process (GO): microtubule cytoskeleton organization; mitotic cell cycle
Cellular component (GO): cytoplasm; microtubule
Molecular function (GO): structural constituent of cytoskeleton; GTP binding; GTPase activity
Source: RefSeq, a predicted model, not a curated record
GCCAUUUUCCGCCGCCGCCGCCACCUUCGCGCCUCAGCUCCGCCUUAAAGGGGCCGCGCCGCCUUUUUUGUAUUAGUUUUAUUUCUUCCCUCGCAGCGCUUCGGCGGCGACCCGGGUGGGCCUAGAGACACCCCCCCCUUCCCCUCGCCAGAGCCACCAUGAGGGAGAUCGUGCACAUCCAGGCGGGCCAAUGCGGCAACCAGAUCGGCGCCAAGUUUUGGGAGGUGAUCAGCGACGAGCACGGCAUCGACCCCACGGGCACCUACCACGGGGACAGCGACCUGCAGCUCGACAGGAUCAGCGUCUACUACAACGAGGCCACCGGAGGUAAAUACGUGCCCAGGGCCAUCCUGGUGGACCUGGAACCCGGCACCAUGGACUCGGUUCGCUCCGGCCCCUUCGGCCAAAUCUUCCGCCCCGACAACUUCGUCUUCGGCCAAAGCGGCGCCGGCAACAACUGGGCCAAGGGCCACUACACGGAGGGGGCGGAGCUGGUGGACUCGGUGCUGGACGUGGUGCGCAAGGAGGCCGAGAGCUGCGACUGCCUGCAGGGCUUCCAGCUCACCCACUCGCUGGGCGGCGGCACCGGCUCGGGCAUGGGCACCCUGCUGAUCUCCAAGAUCCGCGAGGAGUACCCCGACCGCAUCAUGAACACCUUCUCGGUGGUGCCGUCGCCCAAGGUGUCGGACACGGUGGUGGAGCCCUACAACGCCACGCUGUCGGUGCACCAGCUGGUGGAGAACACGGACGAGACGUACUGCAUCGACAACGAGGCGCUCUACGACAUCUGCUUCCGCACCCUCAAGCUGACCACGCCCACCUACGGCGACCUCAACCACCUGGUGUCGGCCACCAUGAGCGGCGUCACCACCUGCCUGCGCUUCCCCGGCCAGCUCAACGCCGACCUGCGCAAGCUGGCCGUCAACAUGGUGCCCUUCCCGCGCCUCCACUUCUUCAUGCCGGGCUUCGCGCCGCUGACGAGCCGGGGCAGCCAGCAGUACCGCGCCCUCACCGUGCCCGAGCUCACCCAGCAGGUGUUCGACGCCAAGAACAUGAUGGCGGCCUGCGACCCCCGCCACGGCCGCUACCUGACGGUGGCCGCCGUCUUCCGGGGCCGCAUGUCCAUGAAGGAGGUGGACGAGCAGAUGCUCAACGUGCAGAACAAGAACAGCUCCUACUUCGUGGAGUGGAUCCCCAACAACGUGAAGACGGCCGUCUGCGACAUCCCCCCCCGCGGCCUCAAGAUGGCCGUCACCUUCAUCGGCAACUCCACCGCCAUCCAGGAGCUCUUCAAGCGCAUCUCGGAGCAGUUCACGGCCAUGUUCCGCCGCAAGGCCUUCCUGCACUGGUACACGGGCGAGGGCAUGGACGAGAUGGAGUUCACCGAGGCCGAGAGCAACAUGAACGACCUGGUCUCCGAGUACCAGCAGUACCAGGACGCCACGGCCGAGGAGGAGGAGGAUUUCGGCGAGGAGGCCGAAGAGGAGGCCUGAGGAGGGUCGCGGUCGUCGUCGUCACGGAGCCCCCCGUGCGUUGCCCCGGAGAGCCGAGGGCCGCCCAGCCGCCACGCGGCCCCCGGCGUCGCCGGCGUCCCCCAGCGUUGUCGUCAUCGUCCUCGGUGGCAGCGGAGAGUCCCCAACCUUCCCCAUGGA